This is a messenger RNA of Haliotis rufescens (red abalone), 4452 nucleotides long. RefSeq names its product inositol-trisphosphate 3-kinase homolog. Gene Ontology annotation, molecular function: inositol tetrakisphosphate kinase activity; inositol-1,4,5-trisphosphate 3-kinase activity. The record is from RefSeq and is a predicted model, not a curated record. Gene Ontology annotation, cellular component: nucleus; cytoplasm. Gene Ontology annotation, biological process: inositol phosphate biosynthetic process. Lineage: Eukaryota; Metazoa; Mollusca; Gastropoda; Lepetellida; Haliotidae. The transcript has 10 exons. Bases 1070 to 2470 code for a protein of 466 amino acids.
UGGCAGGAAACCUCAUCGCCAUCUGCUUUGUGUGUGCACCACUCCCCAUAAUUGCGUAAAUAAUGUGUGCAGUGGAAUUUCGUUGUUAUCAAAUCUUCCAUACAUAUCAGUGACCUAUUUCCUUUAAGCGGAAAAUCUUCAACCCUGUCGAUUUAUGAAAGAGAUUCCGUUUGUUGAACUGCGUGAGUCGCGGUGUAUCUUGUCUGCUACAACAUAUGUGGUGUCGUGACUGAUAAGACAUUCCCGGUACAUUCGGAGUCUCGUGGGUCGGGAUAGUGCAGUAGGACAACUCGUAGCGAGAGUGAGUCCCGCCGUAGGCUACCUGAUAACAUAAGAGCUUGUACACUCUGGGAGAUCGGCGAGAGAGGUAAUGACACGGCGAUGCGAGGCGAGGGUCACAACUACACAGACUGGAUACAGACAGGUCCCUGCUGUGGGCGAGCUUCGACGCCGCUGACAGGUGGACGUCGCAGUAAAUUGAACUCUGUGGUCGGUAGAAGAGUUCCUGUGCUGUGUUGAGGGUUCUGUCCGUGUGAUACCGUGACAGUGGUGGCUGGCUUUCCGAGAGGGAGAAACGUGUGUGUCAGACACACGCCUUGUUGUGAUGGCAGAUGCUGGUAUUUCUGGAUCGUGAACGUCAGCUCGUUGGUGUGAAAGCGACCUCAGGGGACAUUUCCGAGGUGAUUAGGCAACCUGUUCGGAGUAUUUCGGUGGUAUUUUCCGAUGAUAUACAACAUUUCAUUCUGUGCCUCGUCGUGUCACGACUCAACACGCAAGAAAAGCCAGGACAACGCGCACCUGUUUCAGCGUAAGCAGCUAUAACACCUGUUGGCGGACGUGCGGCAUUGGAGUGAAUAUGCGUGUGUAUGUUAGAGGAUAUUCAUUGGGAUAUACGUUUCGUCACCUGUCGUCGUAGACAUCAUUGUGACUGUCAUUUCUCCUUGAACUGUAUCUCUAUACAUAAGUAGGAUCGUACGCACCCCUUACACGAUCAAAUCUAACUGCUAGCACCAGCAUUGACAACGACAUUGUGAUAACAUUUGAUUUACUAAGGAAUAAAAAAACAACCAUGGGUUGCGUGCAAAGUCAACCAUCGAAUGACGGCUCCGUGGCGACCCUGUCGUACCAUCAACGUUUCCGCAAGGUCAACAACGACGUCUCCGAAAACGAAGCUGCUCUAAACGUCGCAAUGAAGUACGCCAAGGACACAAGUUCCAACAGCAUGGAGAACUUGAACAAGAAACCGGUGAACACCUCCAGGAACAUCUGGGUGAACAGCACCCGAGAUCCACCUGAGCAUCUACACAAGAUGAUCCACUCCAGGUUCCCCCUGUGGAAGAAAUACGAGAAGUGUACGUUCUGUGUCAAGGAAGACCGUAGGAGGUCGAGUUGCGAUGAUGACUUCAUUAAGAUCACCCGCCAGAGGCCUGGGAAGGAGCCCCUGUGUAAGAGAUGUUCCAAGGAUAGCAUGACGCUGAAGCCCAACAACAACCGCCAGUCCCACGGCAUCGAGUCUCUCAAUGUGGCUUCGUUUGCAAACCUACUAGCACUGACCGCCCUUGAUCUGACCGCACCCGCCAGUGAUGCCAUUCUCAAGAACAGGAAGAAUUCGUGGAUACAGGUGGCAGGCCACCCAGGGUCCUUCGCCCCUGCUGGUCCCAACACAGUCUGGAAGAAACGGAUAGCCAAGGAAAACCACGAAACCAAGGCCUAUGAAGCCCUGAUGGACGAUCCCAUUACAGAGCCGAUCAUCCCAUUCUUCAGUAGGGAGGUCGAAUACAACGGAGAGUUCUUCAUUGAGAUGGAAGACCUCCUGCAUCACUUCUGUAACCCCAACAUCAUGGACGUCAAGAUGGGAAAGAGAACAUUCCUAGAGUCUGAGGUGAAGAACCCUGUGUUGAGGAAGGAUUUGUACGAGAAGAUGGUGAAGCUAGAUCCUGAUGCACCAACACCAGCGGAACGGGAGCAGGAAGCCAUCACAAAACUCAGAUACAUGCAGUUCAGGGAAAGAGAAAGUUCAACAGCUGAUCUUGGUUUCCGGAUUGAUGCAGUGAGGAUGGCGGGCGAGGACACGAACACCAACUUGAAGAAGGUGAAAACUACAGACCAGGUCAAGGCCACCGUCACCAAGUUCACCCACUUCUGUCCCAUGGUAAUCAAGCCUCUGUGUGCACGGCUAAAAGAUAUCCGAGACAGAUUUGAAAGAUCCAACUUUUUCAAGACACACGAGGUCAUUGGGGGUUCGCUGUUAUUCCUCUAUGACAAGCAAGGACAUGCUGGGGUUUGGAUGAUAGACUUUGCUAAAACCAUUCCUGUUGAGGCCAAAAUGAUGUUAAAUCAUCGAUCACCAUGGCAACUGGGAAACCAUGAAGACGGGUUUCUGUCGGGUCUGGAUAAUUUGAUCCAGACAUUUGACGAAAUGGAAGCAAGUCAAGGGAGUGAAAUUGUUCUUCAUUCCCGAGACACUUGAGGCGGACGGAGUUGCCUCCCCUUCCGGAGCGAAGUUCUUCUGAAAGCGUGCCUUGCAUGUGGAGAAAAUGUUACUCGUCUGAUCGUCAAAGGCGUCAGAUUUGGAAGAAGUGCUGUUUUUCGCCAGAUUUGGGUGCUGUUUUGAUUAUAUGGAUUCCAAGGAAAUCCAGGACUUUGGAGUGAUAUCAGAAAUCACAUUGUUCGUUUUUCAACAUCACUGGUAAAAAAAGACGGUGGAGGUGGAUGGUGUUUACACCAAGGCGGGAUGAAUGACGACAAUAAGUGUGAUCCGCAGAAUGAACUCAUUAUAUUCAUCAAACCAUUCUCUGUGAUACCUUUUCAUAAUUACUGGGUUCAUAUACGUGUAUUGUAGGGCAGUUUCUAACACCUAUGCCGUACUCAAUGUAUUUUACGCUGAGGAGACGAUGUGUUCCAAGUGAAAAUAUUCAGGAAUUUGUGUGUGUUUUUUUAGAAAUGUCAGUACGUUCAUUUUGGUCAUACGCUUUAUACAGUAAUGUAUAUUAUACGUUGUCUCAUUUCAGCUCCUCAGAGAUGAAUUGGUCUUGUUAAUGGUUGAAAAUAUGCAAUGCUAAAGCUUGUCUCCAGAAUCCAACUCAUCGGUCACCUCGUACAGAAUAUAUUGUCUAUAUGAAUAUAUACAACCGUCAUAGACUGACACACAAAUAUACCACUCAAAUAUACUACUGUUGUCAUAUGAAAGAAUCGACGUUCUUUAACUUCUUUUGAGUAGUAUACGUUACAUCCGUGAGCGUUGUGUGCAGAAGUAACAAGCGAGUGUAUGUUUUUUUUUGUAGUAAAACAACACAACAUAAUAUUUAUUUUUGAUAUUCCAAUGACAUAAUUUUCAUGUUUGUGUUUGUUUCCCCUGUCCUCGUGCAUGCGCAAUAAUUUAUGUUAUAUGUAAUGAUAUUAUUGAUGUUUUAUUUAAUUUGAAAAAAUUACGUUUAUUUUUCCAGAUAUUUGCUAAAAUACGUGUUGAAAAAUAUAGAAUACAGUUAAGGAUGAGUUACCGAAAUUGACACAAAAGAAUUGAUUUUGCAAUAAGAAUCAUCAACUUAUGUUUCUUGCAAUAAUUCAUUUCAGCUGUGAAUAAUUUCCCUCGCAAUACUAUUAUUAGUUUCCCUAAAAAACAUCAGAGCGAAAGCGUCGGAUCGUGAAAAAGAACCAACAAAGCAGUUACGGCGGUGUUGUCUCCCUUGGUACAAAGGGGGAUUCAAAUCGGGGUUUAAAUUGAGCCAGCCAGUGUUGAUCGUCGUCACACAACAAGGAUAAAACCAGCGAAUGUUAUAUAUCAAGCUAUACUUCCCAAGGACACAAUCAUCUAAAAUGGUUUUAUUAUUUAUUAGUUUGUUUUGUUAUAUCGUCUUUAGCUGUCAUGGAAGUAGGCCAAUAUUAAACCGCUACCUGUUUAUUUCAAUUCUUUGGCUCAGGUCUGUUUUAUUACAGAACAUCAGUUCAAAAUGAAGGAGAUAUUUUGAUUGUACUGGCACUCACAUCCAUCACUGGGUACCGAGAGGUGUGGGAUGCAAACAAUAAUUCAUACUUGUCUAUUAUGAAGUUCCAGUCCAAGCGAGUAAAGCUUGUGUAGUGUAGACAUUCAACUGAUGCCUGGCGUUGCUAUGCAUCACCGAGGGCUAAAAUUAUUUGUGUUACUACCUGCUCUUGGCUAUACUGGUUGAUGUAAUUUCAAAGACGUUUGGCGUUUUUCGCCGCAUAUUAAAAAAACAAUCAGUUUGGUUUGUGAAAAUAAGUGAAUAUAUUUCUUCCUGGAAACUUAUGGCAUUAAACAUAUACAUGCUCAUCCAUGGGGUCCCCAACGCCAUAUUGUGUGCGGCGUAAAACCAUACUCACUGUUGUGUCGAGCAGUUUCAUUCAGGGUAAAAGUAAAACAACGACAAUAGAUUCAAAAGGUUCUAAUUUAUUUCUCCCGGGAAUAAAGAUGAAUAAAAGAUGUAAUAUUUA